Messenger RNA from Gymnodraco acuticeps, 1645 nucleotides. RefSeq names its product G-protein coupled receptor 182-like. Gene Ontology annotation, cellular component: membrane. The coding region runs from base 117 to 1187 and encodes 356 amino acids. Lineage: Eukaryota; Metazoa; Chordata; Actinopteri; Perciformes; Bathydraconidae. Gene Ontology annotation, biological process: G protein-coupled receptor signaling pathway. The transcript is spliced from 2 exons. The record is from RefSeq and is a predicted model, not a curated record. Gene Ontology annotation, molecular function: G protein-coupled receptor activity.
GCUGGAAGGAGUCAUCUGGUGGCUUCAGGCUUCACUCAGAAACACAGCGAGGCCUCAGGAGGGACCCUCACCCUAACCCUCUUCAUCUACAGAAAGCGCCUCAUCACAACAAGACCAUGAGCGCUCACGAGCACAACGCCACGCUGGAAUUGUUCGACCACUGCACCAUCGACAUGGUUUCUGCCAGAGACUACCGGCGCAUCGCCCUCUUCCUCAUCUACCUUUUCAUCUUCAUGGUGGGCCUGCUGGAGAACGUGCUGGUCAUCUGGGUCAACUGGCGCCGACGCCACUCUGCCAACGGGGUCCUGUUCUGCAUCCUCAACGUGAGCCUGUCGGACCUCAUGGUGAUCGUGACCCUGCCGUUCUUCAUGAUGGAGGUGACCAUGGACAAUGUCUGGCUGUGGGGUCGCUUCCUCUGCAAGGUGACUUACCUCGUCUACAUUGUCAACUUCUACAGCAGCUCCUUCUUCCUGGCCCUCAUGACCGCGGAGCGUUAUCUGUCCCUGACCAGACCCUCGUUUCCCGCCUUCUUCCCCGUGCUGGGCCGCCGCCGAUGGGUGCUCUGCGGAGGCCUUUGGGUGCUCUCCUUGUUCCUGGCGCUGCUGGAGAACGUCCACAUGGAUCUUCUGGAGAGGAACGAGCCGGGCUGCCACUUUAUGCCUGAACACAACUCCACCGAGUGGUUUGUCUCUGUGAUUUUCCUCUCCCUGGUCUUCCAGUUCUUGGGCCCCGCCGCCGUCAUCAUCACCUGCAACGUGCUGAUCGCUCGUGCGGUUCGGACGGCGCCGGAUGUUCAGGGCCGGCGGGACGUGUGGCUGGUUCACGUUUACUCCCUGGUGUUUGUCCUUUGCUGGUUGCCCUACCACUUCGUCGUGUUCCUGAUGAUCGUGCACGACAUCGACCCCGACAUCUUCAGCUGCAACACGAUGCGCGUGCUGUACUUCUCGUUCACCGUGGUGCAAAGCCUGUCUCUUUUUCACUGCGUGGCAAACCCCAUCCUCUACAACUUCCUCAACAAGAGCUUCCAAGACAACCUGGUCAACACGGUGCUGAGCCAGUUACCCAGAGAUGGAGCUGGGAACCAGCUGGGAGCCGGGACCAACGCUCCCAACGGAGGAGGGGGAGACCCGGGGAAGCAACGCAAGUUAAGUAACGCCAGCACCAGCCAGUCCGAUGUUGCAUCAUAAAUAAAAAGAAGCUGAGAUGAGAAAACUUCACGAUACGUUUUCUAUAAAGAUUUGACAGAACUGAAUGGAGAUCAUCAGAUCAUCUCUUUGGUCAGACUCAUUGUGAUGUUUGUUACAGCCUCACUCUCAUAAUCCAUUUCCUGUUAUGUUUUUGUUUUCUUACCAUGUAUCUGAUCACAGAGGAAGACAGGAAAUGUUUGAAGUGCUUUUUUUGUUGUUGUUUAAAGCUGCUCAACUCUCACAGAACUCAUGGCAGUCUCCAAGGUGUCCUGGCACAGAAUAACCGUGCCACAGCAGGAAUGUGUGAAAACAAAGCUGAUCGUGCCAGAUAAUCCUCAUAAACAUCUUGUGUUUAAUUUUCAACAGAUAAAUCAUUACUUAAUUCUUAUUUAUCUGUUCCAGGAUGCUACUGUAGUCUAAAUUUGCUGUAACAUAUAAUAAAACUUCAUAAAACACUG